Molecule: messenger RNA, 837 nt
Organism: Thamnophis sirtalis
Lineage: Eukaryota; Metazoa; Chordata; Lepidosauria; Squamata; Natricidae
Source: RefSeq, a predicted model, not a curated record
UCUUAAUGUGAAUUCCGAAAAUUCUGAAGAAUUUCAAAAAACAAUGGGUGGAAAUCCUUUUGAUGCUGCAACAGGAUAUCGUAAUCUUACUUAUGAAGAGGUUUUACAAGAGUUGAUGAAACACAAAGAACAAUUGAAGAAAAAAGAUACCCACAUUCAUGAACUUGAGGAUUAUAUUGACAAUCUUUUAGUACGAGUAAUGGAAGAAACUCCAAGUAUUCUACGAGUGCCAUAUGAACCUUCUCGGCGAGCUGGCAAAUUUUCAAAAACCUAAGCUAAUGCCAACACUCCUUGGUAUUAAUUAAGAUGAUGGAUCACUUAGUCCAGUGUUUUGAUAUUGUAAAUUUCAUAUUCAUGCUUUGUCCUGAAAGCAUUUGACUCCAAAUUUAAGUUAGUAUUAGUUCUUGAAUCUGUAUAUAAACUCCAGGUUUUAUAAGGUCAAAUGUAAACUCCUUUUGCUGCAAAACAUUCUUUUACCUUGAACAUGUACAUCCAGGUAUGCUUUAUUUUCAAAAUAUUAUGCUUAGUUUGGAUUAUCCUGUACAAUUGUCAUUUAAUAUAGAUACUUGAAUAUUUAUUUUGCACUUCAAUCAAACACUUGGGAGUUUUGCAGCAUGUUGCCAGAAUGAAUGUGCAGAGUCAGAAUGUGUCUUGCAGCUCUUAAUAUGAAGGAAAAUGUGAUGUACUUUAGGAAUCACUACUACCGUAAAUGAGAUGAUAAUACAUUUUUGCCUGAGGAGAGGGACAGUAUUGAUCCUUAGUGUAGAGCAGUGGUUCCCAAACUUGGCAACUUUAAGACUUGUGGACUUCAACUCCCAGAAUUCUCCAGCCAGCAGA